This is a messenger RNA of Penaeus vannamei (Pacific white shrimp), 711 nucleotides long. NCBI's taxonomy places the organism in Eukaryota, Metazoa, Arthropoda, Malacostraca, Decapoda, Penaeidae. The record is from RefSeq and is a predicted model, not a curated record.
AUGAUUGCUGACCAACAACCUGACACCACUGCACUGAUGCAACAACGAGCCACCACAACUGAUGUCACUACACUGAUGCAACUACAACGAUGCCAUACAGCUGAUGACUCUAACAACGAUCUGAUGCACCCACAACUGUUGUCACUACAACCGAUGUCACUACGGCUGAUUCCACAGCAACGGGUUUCACGCCUGAAACAACCAACGACUGUUUGCCACACAGGUGACUCUGCCACAACUGGCUCCACAACCACAGGUGACUCUGCCACAACUGGCUCCACAACCACAGGUGACUCUGCCACAACUGGCUCCACAACCACAGGUGACUCUGCCACAACUGGCUCCACAACCUCCGCCCCCAGCACGACACCGCCUCAGGACCGCAUCGACGCCGAAGACUUGCUGACCAGGUACAUCCAGUUCCUCAGCGACGCCACAGCCCCUGUCGACGACGAAAACGCUGACCAAAUAGACAGCGGCACCGUCAGCGCCAACAGCUUCAUCGAAGAGUUCGACGACCUGAUCGACCUGAUCGCGCAGACGGGGAAGAGGAUCACGGACGGAACCAGGGCGCUGCUGCCACGAGCCCGAGGCGACACGCAGCAGCUGCUGGACAGGAUCAACAACGGCCGCAUAGCUAUCCGAGAGGAGGUUGAGCGGCUGAAUCCACUCGCUGAAAACACAAUUACCCUUUCACACAUUGGCACUUAA